Messenger RNA from Carassius auratus (goldfish), 4323 nucleotides. RefSeq names its product reticulon-4 receptor-like 1. Gene Ontology annotation, molecular function: protein binding. The transcript has 2 exons. The coding region runs from base 787 to 2112 and encodes 441 amino acids. The record is from RefSeq and is a predicted model, not a curated record. Gene Ontology annotation, cellular component: plasma membrane. NCBI's taxonomy places the organism in Eukaryota, Metazoa, Chordata, Actinopteri, Cypriniformes, Cyprinidae.
AUCGAUACAAUUUUCAUUUUUGGCUCAACUAUUUCUUUAAGAGCUCCUGGGGAAACAAAUAAAAACAUACACUGCUGCUCUUUUCUACAGAAUUUGAUUACCACGAGUAUAAGGCACAGAGCAUCUAAAGAAAGCACAAUUUAAUGUGCCAGACGUGAGAGGACACAUCAGUGAAAUGGUGUGUUAUGUUACAUUUUUAGCCUUUUUAUAUAAACUGCAUAUGUAUUUAUGACAUUGUUUACCUUGAGGCAUGCAAAUCUUCACAGAUUGAUGCAACAGCAUGCAGAUACUAUUGACAAUGAGCUUGUGUCAAAAUGAUGAUGAAGACAUUGGCCUAGAUGUUUGAUCUUUAUUUGAAGACAUUAUUCACUGAACAAUGAUCACCAGCUCGGUACAUCAGUAGUCUUAAAAUGUCAAACUUCCAUAUAUAUUUGUUCAGGAAAGUUUCUAUAUUAAUGAUAUGGAAAAAGUGGAUGGAAAAAGCCUUAUAGUGUCUUCACUCAACGCUCAGUAAAGUAAAGUGUCUACAUUUAAUGAGACACCUGAGCUUAUUUGUCUUUCACAGGUUUUUAUAGUUCUGGGGGCAAUUAUGGUGAAACUUUCUCAAAGAAGAACAAGCAGCAAAUUUCUUUACAAUACAGAAUUUAUGACUCGAAUACAAAUAACAAACACUAAGUCUGUCUCUUUCAUUCUCUCAAUAUCUUUCUAGGCUGUGGGCUGGAGUUCCUGCUGGUACUCUGUGGGCUGGAGCUCUCCUGGUCCUGCCCACGUCACUGCAUUUGCUACAUGGCCCCAAGCACUGUCAGCUGCCAAGCCCACAACUUCCUGUCCGUCCCGGAAGGCAUCCCUCCACACAGUGAGCGCAUCUUCCUCCAAAACAACAAGAUCCAUCGACUGCUGCGGGGCCACUUUAGCCCUACAACAGUUACUCUUUGGAUUUACUCCAACAAUAUCACGUAUAUCGAACCAACUACUUUCCAAGGGUUCACCUUGCUGGAGGAAUUGGACCUAGGAGACAAUCGCCACCUACGUUCACUGUCUGCAGAAACCUUUCACGGGCUCAACCGGCUCCAUGCCCUCCAUCUAUACCGCUGUGGCCUCAGUGCACUGCCGAAUAACAUCUUCCAGGGUCUCCGCAACCUCCAGUAUCUCUACUUGCAGGACAACCAUUUGGAGUAUUUGCAGGAUGAUAUUUUUGUGGACUUGCACAACUUGAGCCACCUGUUUCUUCACGGGAACCGACUGUGGAGCCUGCACCAAAAUACAUUUAGAGGACUGGGUGCUUUGGACCGGCUGCUACUUCACCACAACCAACUUCAGUCGGUGGACCGCCUGGCAUUCCAUGACCUGCGACGGCUCACUACCCUCUAUUUGUUCAACAACUCCUUGACAGAGUUAGCUGGAGAGUGUCUGACCCAGCUACCUGCACUGGAGUACCUUCGCCUCAACGACAACCCUUGGGAGUGUGAUUGUAAGGCUUUAUCACUGUGGGACUGGCUCAAAAAGUUUCGGGGGUCCACGUCGUCAGUGGGUUGUGUAGCACCGGUAGAACUGGCAGGCAAAGAUCUGAAGCAGCUGAAGAAAGAGGACUUCCCAAAUUGUUCUGGAUCGGAAUCCCUGCACCAAAGUAAGAUCAAGACUUGGGCAGGAACGGAUAAAGUCUCACUGAAGCCUCCACAAACACACCCACACCACCCCCAACUGAAUGAACAAUACCCUUCCCCUCCCUCUCCCCUACCGCAACCACCCCCUGCCAUAAAUGGUGUACAUGCAGGACCGGGAGGGACUCUGGGCAUAGUCCCUGCUCAGAGGCCAGGCCGCUCUCGGAACUGCACACGCCAACGUGUCAGGGGCAGCAAGGGAAAGGGACCUAAUGAGGUCCACAUCCUAAAGGAGAUGGCGGAUAAGGAGUACUCCUCUCCCGAUUUCACCGGGAAAUAUGAUGAAACAUCUUCUGAUGGUUCAAACACCCGCAGAAAGCACAAAUGUACCCCCCGGACCUCUGUGCAACCCCCUAGUGGGGUCCAGCAAGCCAACAACUGGGGACACUCUCAUCAUACACAUUUCUUUCUCUCUAAUAUUCUGGGACUGCUUGUGUUCAUUCUGCGCUGAACUAUGAUGCUGGAGCAUCGUGGCAUCAAGGAUACGCCGCAGUCCCCAGAUCAGCUCUAGCUCCAGCAUUACCAGGCCUAAUAAUGUGUGUAUGUUUGUAUGUGUGAGUGAUAAUGUGUACUACAUUGUAUAAGGAGCUUUGCCAUUUAGACUGAAAUAAAUGAAGACUGAACACCGGAUGUUAUCAAAUAAACUCCAAAUUUGGGAGUACAAGAAGAAUAGUGAAGCAAACUGAACAUGCUUGCACUGCCACUGUAGUUCUUUUUUUUUUUUUUUUUGUCCUUUGUUGGUCUGGUCUAUCCCCCUCUAAAUGGAAAACCAAUUCAAUGAAAGGAAGCACAGAUAACCAAAUAAAUGUAUAGAAAGAAUGCGUAAUAGGAGGCACAAGUUAGCAACAUAAAUGGAGAUUGUGUUUAGAAAGCAUGUCCUACUGCUUCACCAUAUAGAAACAAACAUAUAGGAGAUCAUCAAAUGCUCCUAUUUCUAUAAGUACACUGUCCUGUGUUAAAUAUAUUACAUUAUUGCCAAAUAGAGGCACAAAUAUAUCACUGCAAAUUCUCCUAUGUUCAGGAGUUUCAACCAUUGGUAGGACUUGCUUUCUUCUCCGAAGGAAUAUUAUACACAGAAUGAUGUGAAACAAAAAGUGUUAUAUGAAAUUAAAAAGUGUUAUAAAAAAAUCCUAAACUGAAUAGCCAGUACAUAAGCACAUCCAUUCUCCUUUCCUUAGAAAAGUUAAGGCCUAAAUACAACAUUAUUUUCACUUUAGAUGAUUGUUUGUUUUUGUUGCCCUUUCAGUAACUUCCUAUAUUUAUUUUUCAUAUUUUCUUUGCUUUUGCCCUAAAAACUUGACUUCAGGUGAAUCACACUUAUUUUGUAUUGUAUUGUUUUAUAACAGAACAUAAAAGCCAAUGGUUAUACUAGCUGCUAUAUUGUUUAUAGAAGCAAAUGAGACCCAUUUUACCUCAUCUGCUUCCAAAAAACACAAUUUGUCUGUGUGCGUGUGUGUGUGUGUCCAGUAUAAAAAGCUAUGAAAAAAAAUAGAGUUGUGUUUGUUUCUUGUCCUCUGUGUUGUUAGUUUUGUUUGGCUGUGACUCAGAGGACUUAGAAAUGGACUGCUGAUGGGGGCGUCGACUCUGGAGGGGACACAGGUCUAAUUGAAGUGAACUCUAUUUUGAAAAGCGCCUUCAGCCUAAGCCCGCCAUUGAAAACAUAGACACCUCUCUUUCUUAGAAGCGGUGUGAAAUCAACCGUUUUAACAAGACAGACAAGAAGAAAAGAAAACAACAAUAAAAAACACACACAAAAACUAAAUGUAUCUUUAAGAGACUCAAUGACAAAAAACACAUUUCGAAUUUAGCAUGGCUAAAAAAAAGACCUUUUGCAGCCAUCGGCCUGCUUGAUUGCCUCUACAGUGUCUGCUGUGAAUGCAAAUGGGAGACCAAGAAAGGGACAAUCACCUGAACACUUGGGACACUACGGAUGACAGACAGUCUGCUGUCACAGAUGCUGUGGAGUACAGGAGAAUUAUGCCUCCUGUUCUAAGAAACACUUUGUAAAAAUAAGGAGAACUGUAUCAUCACAAUCUGCAAUGGAAAUAUUAAUCAGUACUAUGACACAGACAUCAUUAAUGACAUUUCUGAUUACAACAGGGUUCCUAAAUCUCUGAAGAACCUCUCUUCAUAAGGCAAUUAUUAUUUUUAUAAUUAUUAUGAUUUGAUUUAUUUUCCUUUAGUUGUUUUUUUUUUGUUGUUGUUGUUAUUUGUUUGUUUGUUUACACAUUUAUUUGGUAUGUCCGUAGGGCACCAUUUUCUGACUAAACUGCACAAUCCAGUCUGCUCUCGUCCCUCCCUUUCUCUCUCUUCUGUGUCUCUCCAUCCUAGUGAUUUGACUUUUAAUGAGUCAUUCUCAAAAAACAAGAAAAAAAUGUUUAUAAAGAUAUUAAAAUCUAUAUCUUCUUAUGUUAAAUGUGUUGUUUACAUUACUUUGCUUGUGUGUUUUCUAGAUGCCAAUGUGGCCCGACAGAAGAUGCCUUUUUACAUACUUCCACCUCUCCUUGCCUUAAAUAUUCAUUUAAAAUUUGGAUAUUUGAUAAGUGAAAAAGAAUGUAUAUACUGAAACGUAUUUGAAAUACAUUUACUUUAAUGCUAAGUCAAGCGAUAUGUCAGUAAUUAUUUUAAUAGAUUUAAACUAAAUUUAUUUUAAAACUCAAAU